Molecule: messenger RNA, 1066 nt
Organism: Eucalyptus grandis
Lineage: Eukaryota; Viridiplantae; Streptophyta; Magnoliopsida; Myrtales; Myrtaceae
Product: exosome complex component RRP41-like
Exons: 7
Coding region: 65-841 (258 amino acids)
Biological process (GO): rRNA catabolic process; poly(A)-dependent snoRNA 3'-end processing; nuclear mRNA surveillance
Cellular component (GO): cytoplasmic exosome (RNase complex); nuclear exosome (RNase complex); nucleolus
Source: RefSeq, a predicted model, not a curated record
CCGCCGCUUCUUACCGUACGAGUUCGAGCUCCGAAAGAGGAGCACCGCAGUCGUUCCGACGAGGAUGGCCGGCGGAGCGAGCGCGACGGCGCCCUCGACGUACUCGCCGUCGCCGAACCAGAAGAAGAAGCCGCCGCUCUUCAAGGACGGCGACCUCGACUGGGUCCGCCCCGACGGCCGCGAAUUUCACCAGUGCCGGCCCGCUUUUUUCAGAACUGGCGCAGUUAAUGCUGCUGCUGGAUCUGCUUAUGCUGAAUUUGGCAAUACCAAAGUCAUAGUAUCAGUAUUUGGCCCCAGAGAAAGUAAAAAGGCAAUGAUGUACAGUGAUAUGGGCCGAUUGAACUGUAAUGUCAGUUAUACGACUUUUGCCACUGCAGUUAGGGGACAGGUUUUGGAUCAGAAAGAGUCCUCGUCGAUGCUUCAUAAAGCUUUGGAGGGUGCAAUUAGGUUGGAAACUUUUCCGAAGACAACUGUUGAUGUAUUUGCACUGGUUUUGGAAUCUGGCGGGAGUGAUUUGCCUGUGGUAAUAUCUUGUGCUAGUCUUGCCUUGGCAGAUGCUGGAAUUAUGCUCUAUGAUCUUGUGACUGCUGUUUCUGUGUCUUGUUUGGGUCCAAAUCUUGUCAUCGAUCCGAUAUCAGAAGAAGAAAGCUACCAAGAUGGAAGUCUGAUGAUAACUUGCAUGCCUUCUCGUUAUGAAGUCACCCAGCUAACCAUCACUGGAGAAUGGUCGAGCGCAAGGAUAAAUGAGGCUAUGCAGCUUUGCCUUGAUGCCUGCUCAAAGCUCGGGAAGGUCAUGAGAUCAUGCUUGAAAGAAGCUGCUUCCGCAUCCGAGGAGAGUUGAAACCUUCUUUGUUUUUUGGCGUCACUCAUUUACAUUAUUUUUGUCUGUUUGUUAUUGCAUAGUUUGUAGAGAUCGCAAGCCUUCUUUUUCAAGACGAAAAAGAUGUCGAGAUGCUAAUAUCUUUCAAUAGAAAAUUUUGGUCGGGUCACCGGAGCAUGCAUGUAAUCUACCUGUUCCCUGGCUUCCUAGUUCUUGAGCUAUAUAUAUAUAUAUAUUUGAACAACA